Messenger RNA from Dama dama (fallow deer), 5338 nucleotides. RefSeq names its product PDZ and LIM domain 5 (gene PDLIM5). The record is from RefSeq and is a predicted model, not a curated record. Gene Ontology annotation, biological process: actin cytoskeleton organization; heart development; muscle structure development. Gene Ontology annotation, molecular function: actin binding; muscle alpha-actinin binding. Gene Ontology annotation, cellular component: filamentous actin; stress fiber; adherens junction. Lineage: Eukaryota; Metazoa; Chordata; Mammalia; Artiodactyla; Cervidae. Bases 183 to 1970 code for a protein of 595 amino acids. The transcript is spliced from 13 exons.
GCGGGGCCGGUGUGUGUGUUGGGGCAAGGGGGCGGGAGCCAAGAGGCGGAAGUUCCCGCGGGCCGUGGGGAAGGCGCAAGCCGCGCUAGUCACUUGUCAGCGCUCGUCUGAUUCGGAGGCAUCGCGGCGCCGGCCCCGAGUUUCUUUCAUUUUGAGGGAUUGGACUUUGCGUCGUUAGAACCAUGAGCAACUACAGUGUGUCCUUGGUGGGCCCAGCUCCCUGGGGUUUCCGGCUGCAAGGUGGCAAGGAUUUCAACAUGCCUUUGACAAUCUCAAGUCUAAAAGAUGGUGGCAAAGCAUCCCAGGCAAACGUAAGAAUAGGCGAUGUGGUUCUCAGCAUUGAUGGAAUAAGUGCCCAUGGCAUGACUCAUCUGGAAGCCCAGAACAAGAUUAAGGGUUGUACAGGCUCUUUGAAUAUGACUCUGCAAAGAGCAUCUGCUGCACCCAAGCUUGAGCCAGUUCCUGUUCAAAAGGGAGAGCCUAAAGAAGUAGUCAAACCUGUGCCCAUUCCAUCUCCUGCUGUGUCCAAAGUCACUUCCACAACCAACACGGCCUACAAUAAGGCCCCGCGGCCCUUUGGUUCUGUGUCUUCACCAAAAGUCACAUCCAUCCCAUCACCAUCGUCUGCCUUCACCCCAGCCCAUGCGACCACUUCAUCACAUGCUUCCCCUCCACCCGUGGCCGCUGUCACCUCUCCCCCAUUCGCUGCAUCUGGACCGCAUGCUAACACCAGUCUUAGUGCUGACCAGCGGUCAUCCGCUCUGAGCGCUGGUAAACCUGCAGUUAAUGUCCCACGGCAGCCCACAGUCAGCAGCGUGUGUGCCGAGACUGCCCAGGAGCUAGCGGAGGGACAGCGAAGAGGAUCCCAGGGUGACAGUAAACAGCAAAAUGGCCCACCAAGAAAACACAUUAUGGAUCGUAAUACCGAGUUUUAUCACAUACCUACUCACAGUGAUGCCAGCAAGAAGAGACUGAUUGAGGAUACUGAAGACUGGCGUCCGAGGACUGGAACGACUCAGUCUCGUUCUUUCCGAAUCCUUGCCCAGAUCACUGGGACUGAACAUCUGAAAGAGUCUGAAGCUGAUAAUACAAAGAAGGCAAACAAUGCCCAGGAGCCUUCUCAGCAGUCUGCCCCAUUAGCAGCUGCAGCUUGGAGCUCCCCCGAGAGGCCGGGAAGCCCAGGCUCGACCAGACCAGGGGUGGCCGGGCUCACCACUGCUGCUGCCUUCAAGCCUCUGGGGUCCAGUGGGAUCAAGUCACCAAGCUGGCAACGGCCCAGCCAAGCAGCACCUUCCGCUGGAAGAGUCGUAAGCAGUGGACCAUCCACAGGAGUCGUGGCACCAGCCAACUCAGCCAGAGGGCAGCCUCAGCCCAGUAAUGAGGACACUUUGGUGCAAAGGGCCGAGCAUAUUCCCGCAGGGAAACGAACUCCAAUGUGCGCCCACUGCAACCAGGUUAUCAGGGGACCAUUCCUAGUGGCAUUGGGGAAAUCUUGGCACCCAGAAGAGUUUAACUGUGCUCACUGCAGAAAUACAAUGGCCUACAUUGGAUUUGUAGAGGAGCAGGGAGCCCUGUAUUGUGAGCUCUGCUAUGAGAAAUUCUUUGCUCCAGAAUGUGGUCGAUGCCAAAGGAAGAUCCUUGGAGAAGUCAUCAAUGCUUUGAAACAAACUUGGCAUGUCUCCUGUUUUGUGUGUGUGGCCUGUGGAAAGCCUAUUCGUAAUAAUGUUUUUCACUUGGAGGAUGGUGAGCCCUACUGUGAGACUGAUUAUUAUGCCCUCUUUGGUACUAUAUGCCGUGGAUGUGAAUUUCCCAUAGAAGCUGGCGACAUGUUCCUGGAAGCUCUGGGCUAUACCUGGCAUGACACUUGUUUUGUAUGCUCAGUAUGUUGUGAAAGUUUGGAAGGUCAGACCUUUUUCUCUAAGAAGGACAAGCCACUUUGCAAGAAACAUGCUCAUUCUGUGAAUUUUUAAAAGUCAACUGUCCAGGGGAAGAGAAGAAAUUUGAAGAGAAAGAGGAGAAUUUAAAUUACCAAUUAAUUUUUAGAUUUAAUAUUUAUAUGAAGUUUUGAAAAAUAAUAGUGGCCCUUAGGGGAUAAAUUCCAAGCUUUGAAAACCAAGUCUAUGAGGAAAUAUUUGGCUUCAUAAAGUAAAGAAACAGUUUGGUGUUUAUUAUUACUUUUUUCCCUGUAUUUUUGCCCAUAAAGUAACUUUUAUAAAAAUCAAUUUCCUGGUUGACUAUUAAAUUCAUCUUAGAAUAAAUUAGUGAAGAAUCAAAUUUUAGAAUAAAAACCUUCAACUUCUAUGCUGAGAUAACUAAAGUUUCUUUCCUUGUUAGGUAGUUUUGAGUUAAUCUAUAAAAAGACAAUGAAAAUGCCUUACACUUAAAUGAAACAUUGUGUUUUUCUUAAAAAAAAAAUAGCAUUUAUCUUUAAAACAGUAAAUAGGAAUUUAAACAAAGAAUUUUAUCAGUAGUAGGUGUCAGGUUUUUUUAAACUGUAUACAUUUUUUUUUGUUGUUUUUACAGUUGAUCAUUCCAAUAGGAAAGGCCAAUGAGAUUUUAAUCAAAAUAUGUCUUGCCAGUAGGAAAUGUUAUAUUUUUGUGUGAUUUCCCUCCACCCCUAAAAAGCCACCAUGUAGCUUAUAAAUUUCAAUGUUUUGCCUUUUAUUAGAAUAUGACCAUUUUCUAUUAAUUGUGUAUGUUUUAUCAUCUUUGUCAGUCAAACUAUUUUUUUCCCCUUGCCUUAUGCUGAGGUAAAGAGCUUGUUGAAUAACUUUGGACUCUGAAAGUUGUCUCUCUCUUUAAAGAGAAUAAAUAGAAAAGAAUGUGGUUGGGAGUGAUGGUAAAUCACAAGAUUGGAUCAGAAAUUUUUUAGAAUUCCCCCCUUUUAGACAGUGAGUCAGUUUGAUCAGUUCCAGAGUUAUACUAUAGACUAAUGAAGGUUUGAAAGUUCUCUUUGCAGAAUAAUUUUUUGUUGUUGUUCAGUUCUACAUUAGAAAAGUAAAAUGUUGGUUUGAGAAUAUGAUAAAAAUUUAGUUUUUUUUUUUUCUUUUGGUAGUUUUUUCUCAAUAAUAAAUGAACCACUUCUAAAAGUAAUCAUGAAGUUUGGAAAGCUUUUGUUCACAGAGGUUCGAUAGUAUAGAGAGGAACAUGAUUAAUUACUCAGACCAGCCUGUUCUUUGUUUUCUUCAUUUUAGGGGAAAAAAUUAUGUAGAUACCACAUGAAGACAGAGAAACAAUUGUGGUAAGAUCGUGAAUCCUGUUGAUAUUUGCCCAGUGAGAAAAGAGAUUAUGGCAUUUGGUAGGUUUUUUUUUCCUUUGUUUCCAGAAUGGACAAAGCCCAUGAUCACACAAGUUAUCACUUGGAUUUGGUUGGGGAAGGGUGCUUUUACAGUUGAGACUGAGCCCUACCCCCUGCCCGUCCCAUCCAUCACUUGAGACUUCACUUCCAUUGUGUGCAUGUUUGUUAGAGAGCAGGGUGUUAGGCUACAAUAUUUGUUUAACCUCCCUAAGAACUGUUCAAGGUAUCUGUCCUGAAAGCUGCUAAUUCAUGGUCUAGCAGACUUACAUUAUAUGCAGAUAGUAAUUAACUGGGAAUAAAAGAAUGAGAAGUGUGACGCAAAGUAGCAAACUGAAUGUUUCACCAAUGGCAUCCCAGAACUGUCCCCUUGCCCUGCAUCUUGUAGGGAGGCAGGGAGUUUUUUCUGUUGUGUUUUAAAAGCUGGAACUGAAUCGUACCAUAUUUCCCAUUGCUGCUGAAACCACCCAUAGAAGACACGCUGCAUUGUCACGUAUCUUAAUGUUAGUUCUUUGCCUUACAUGACAUAAAAUAAGUUGGUGGUUUUGUUUUAGUGUGGUAGAGAUUUUUUUAUUGUUUUUUAGUUUUGCUUUUACAGAUGGUAAAGAGUCUGCCUGCAGUGCAGGAGACUUGCAUCUCUAGACUCGCAUCCUUAGAUCCGGAAGAUCCCCUGGAGAAGGAAAUGGCAACCCACUCCUGUAUUCUUCCCUAGAAAACCCCAUGGACAAAGGGGCCUGGCAGGCUAUAGCCCAUGGGGUCACUAGGAGUCGGACACGACUGAGAGACUUCACUUUACAGAUUAUAUGCCAAGAGAGUAUUUGAUAAGUCAGUGGUAUUGGAAUGGCAUUUGGGUAUUUCAUUCAAAGAAUUUUAUUUGAUCUGGAUUUCUUAUAAAGUUAUAUUAAGGAUUUUGUUUUUAUUACACUUUUCUUUCUGCAUAUUAUUCAUGGAACAUAAUGUUGCAUUUCUCUAAAUUUUAUCCCUAAAAGGAUAAUGUCAUUUCCUAACAUCAUUUGUUUUUGGCUUUGUCCUUUGCUUCUAUGGCAAAGCCUUCUUCUGUCUAUUCUUAAAACAGUUAAUCCUGUGAAAUAAAUACUGACUAUAACCCAGAAGAAUCUCUGUAUUUUAUAGUGGGGAAUGCCAUAUUUAAUACACCAGCAUUAAUCUUUUAAUAACUGGCAGAGCACUUUAUUCUUCUGGUGAGCUCCCAGAAUAUUUAUUUUUCUGAUUAUAAAUAUUCCAUGUCAGUAGCAUUUUUGAAUUGUUACCUCCUUAUUGUAGAGCAUUACUUUUAGUCUCUCUUGAUGUAUAUUUUGGAAUGUUGUGCUUAGAAUAAUACAGAUUAAAAUCACAGUAUGUGAUUCGAAAACAUCCUCUGCUUGGUUUCCCAGUUUCUAAAUGUAUGGCAUGUCUUCAAGGGCAAAAUGUUGGUCACUGAAGUAGCGUCUAAAAAUAAUGCCCUCUACAUGUGCUUGUAGCAUUUGUAUUUCCUAUUGAUUCGAGUUACAGUUAGCAACUAAAAUUAAAACCUGAUCAUUGGUCACUGUGCAAACAAGUAGAAAUUAGAGUGUAAAUCUUCAAAACAGCAUUAUGUUUAAAAAUGAUUAUAACAAAAACAGUAUUCAUGUUAACAUUUUCGAGGACUACUACUAUAGAAAAUACUCUUUCCUGUUCAAGUGUGAAUCUAGAGUUAUGUUAACAUUUUGGUGAUAUUUGGGGUUUAGUUAUUGCUAUUGCAAUAGAGGCUUUUCAGACAUAAGGGAAGGGAAAACACACUGAAUCAUUUAACACAAUUUGAUGUGUCUUCCGUCUGUCCUCCUUCAACCCCCAAAUGUUUUAAGGUUUUGGGUUUGGAUUCUCAAUAUCUCAUUUGCCAUAUGUAUUAGUCUCUAUCUUCUGUUUCUCUGCAUUUUUUAGUUUGUAUAUGUCCGUGCUAUUUUGCUUCUGGAUACAUUUUCUAAUUAAAAACCACAUGAGAAAUAUAAUCAGUAUAUAAACCUUAAUGUGCACAUAAUAAAUAAAUGGCUGCAGUGAUACAAACAA